CUGACCUUCAAGUGGAGGAAAUUUAAAACUGUGAAUUAUGUUGACCUUGCUUUGCACUUCAUUACUGAGCUGAGGAAACUCCUAUUUCUUCUAGUAAUUCCUCAGAUCACUGACUGUUUGGUUUAAUUUGUUUGUGACAAAUUAUUUCAUCAUUCAAAAUCGAGACUAUGGAGCGUAAUUUUUCGCUUCUUUGUUAAAUAUUGUAAUGAUUUUUGGAUGAACAUGCGAUGAAUAUUAAUUGGUAGGACUCAUUAAGAAAUUACCGUUGGUAAAGAGAUGAAACCGUAACAACUGUUCCAAUAAAUCGAAAGUAACGACAUAGUUGACCAAAGCAUUUUGGAUUUUUAUAAACAGUUAGACAUGUUUUGGUAUAAUCACUGGUCAGAGUGUUUGAGACGGCUUAAUACAACUAGUUCCUUUAAGUUUCAACUUCGCUGCAUUUUGAGAGCGAAAUAUGAGAUGUACCAUAUCAGCUACAGUACAAAGAGUGAAAACAAAGACUUUUACUAAGUCUUUAAUAUGAUGAAACAAUUAAUGCUUUCGGUUGAAGUAUAUUCCGGAAUAAGACUAAAAUAAAGGUCGAAAUCACUAAGCUACGAUGUUCAUGAAGAAAAUUGCAAGCACCUGAGUCAGUUAAAGCAUCUGCAUGAUCAAAAACGUCUUACUAUAUUAGAAUAUCCUAUUAUCACUUCGCAGUUCUUAAUAAUGACUUAUUCACGUACCAUUUGUAGUGUUCUUCCACUACAAAUAGUUUUUUCAAGCUAACCAUUUAGCACACUAAUUUCAACCGUGAUGGAUGUAAUACAAUCCCUUAGAAACUUCAGCGAAAAGCUUUAUAGGGAGAUUUUGAAAAGAAACAAGAGUAAGUGCGUCCCUCACGAUGUAUUUGUUGCUUCCAGGUUAUUUGGAGAAUACAUUUCUCUCCCCUUUCAAUAUCUAUACUGCCCUCGGAAUGAUCUUCUGUGGAAGUGCAAACAAUACGAAUGCUGAGUUGAUAAAAGCGAUGCAGUUAUCUGAUUGCUUGGAACAGGAAAUAAUCCACAGCGCGAUUGGUGAACUUCUGGCUGAUCUUUCGAAGUCUGAUGAGAGCGUUGAGAUAAUCACUGGAAAUAGAAUCUAUGUAAAUGAAGAUGUGCAGAUUGAGAAACGAUUUAGAAAUAUCAUCAAGCAGCAUUACAAUGCACUGACUGAGCAUGUUGCGUUUCAUACAGAUCCUGAAUGUGCUCGGAAUCGAAUUAAUCAGUGAGUUAGUGAACAGACCAACGGAACAAUCCAGGAACUGAUCCCACGUGUGGCUAUAUCGCAAGAAACGUCAGCUGUUGUGCUAUCCAUUACAUACUUUAAAGGAUUCACACGACAGCGAUUUCUUCAAACUUGACGGAUCAACAAUGAACGUGAAGUUAAUGUAUAAUCUAUCCUGUUUCAGUGUGGUCAUCUUACCAGAUUUGGAAUCGCGAGCUAUCAAGAUACCGUUUAAAGAUCCGAAGUAAGCUUGAUUAUUAAUGUACCUGUUUUAAAAUGUUUGUUUAGACCUGACCAUGAAGCACUUAUGGUGUUCUAAUGCUUACAUCUUGUUGAAUGCCUUGUUUUGAUUGCAUAGUCUGAUAACUGGAUUACGAGCAACUCAAUGACAGAGAUGCAGCUUCAAAUAAUGCUAACCUAACUAAAGCUGACUGAAGUCAAAAAUAAAUGGAUAAUUUACAUCAUAUUCAACUUACGCAUGUUGCCCCUCAUGAAGGAGGAUAGGCCUCCCACCAUCAUUCUCUAUCCAACUCUGUCAUGGGCAAUCUUUUCCAGCUGCUAUUGAUCCUUCUGAUUUGUGAUUCCAAUUUUCGACUUAGUGCGUUCUUUGACCUUCCUCUUUUCCGUUUCCUUUCAGGAUUCCAAGUAAGCUCUUCCCUUGUGACGCAGUUUGAUAAUUUCCUCAAUGUGUGUCGUAUCCACUUCCAGUGACUCUUCCUAGUUUCCUCUUCAGCUGGAAGCUGGUUUGUCCUCUCCCACAAUAUACUGUUGCUGAUGGUAUCCAGCCAACGACAUUGAUCAUCUUAUGUAGACUGCUGUUUAUUAAUGCUUGUACCAUUUUGAUGAUGGUUGUGGUAGUUCUGGAAGCCUCAGCUCCGUACAGUAGAGCUAUCUUGAUGUUCGUAUUGAAGGUUCUCACUUUGAUGUUGGUUGACAGUUGUUUUGACUUUCAUGUGUUCUUCGACUGUAGGGAUGCUGUUCCUGCUUUGCCAAUCCUCGCCCGUAAGUCUGCAUCAACAUUCCAUGUACCACUCAAAAUUGUUCUGGAUGUUAGAAGGGGCAUUGGCCUUGUGACUUGCGAAAAAUCCCGGUUUUCACUAUGAUGCGUCAUAAACCUUCCUUCAACUCGGAAGUCAGAAUUUAAAUGGUUUAAUUUAAUUAUUCUGGUUAGCGUUUUUUAAGCAAGGUUGUUGAAGCCAUUCCCAACCCGCCUGAUUUACCCUGGCUUGGGACCGGCAGUAGCCCUAGAAUAGCUACAUGCGGAGUUUCACAGUAGGAUAAAUUGUCUAAAAUGAAUACACAUACAUAUCUGAACAUAUUACAUUGUUUGCUGAACUGUGUUUCUUUGUUUUCAAAUUAUUGUUGAUCUAGAUAUGUGUUAUUGAUUGUUCUUCCAAACUCAAACGAUGGAUUGCCAGACUUACUGAAUUUGAUGUGUGAAUAUGGUGGCAUUUCUUCGAUACUCUCCCGUAGGUUUGAAGACACGUCAUUGAAUUUAUAUCUGCCUAAAUUUAAGCUCAAAGAAGGCUAUUCAUUUAGUUUAAAAGAUCAUUUAGAAGAAUUGGGAAUAAAGGACGCAUUCAGACCACUAUCAGCUGACUUUUCGAACAUUUCAGUCUCGAGGGAAUUAUGUGUAACGGAUGUUUUACACAAGUCUAUACUCGAAUUAAGUCGAACAACUGAAGCGAUUAUUCGUUUUUUCACUUAAGCAUGAACUUUCGUAGUUCUGUGUAAACGUGAGUCACAUAGAGUAAUUGGUGGAUGCUAACAGUCAAAAAUAUCUUGAUUCGCAGUUGAGAGCUUGUUUAGAUACGUAUCAUCAUCAUCAUCAUCCUCAGGCUUUUAAGAUUUAUGAAUUAAUGAAACUCAAGCAUGGUUUUGACACUUCAACUUUGGUUCUUGUUAUCUUGAGAGCCAUUCAAAUUAAAUUAUGAGAUAAAUUUUGAAAGUUGAUGGUGUUGUUUUGUAUCCGGUGUUUCAUUGGGGUUCUUUGACGGAAAGGCCUUUAAACAUGUGUCCUCUUCUACGGAGAUAGUAUUUAUUAAUAGCUAUUUUAGUUCAUGUUUAAGCAAUAGUGUUCCAUUCUGUCUUUGGAAUUUGGACUGUGUACAUCAAAAUGACUUUGUCGGAGGUCAAACAAAUAACUAGUGGAAAUAAUUAAAACAUGUAAUUAAUGAGCUGAAAUUAGCCUUUCUUGAAGUGCUACAUUAUUUUUUGCUAAGAAUUUCAUACUCGAUCAAACAUAAAGUAUUGAAUAAAACAACUUCUGUCUGAGUGUAACAUGCGUCAGUUUACUUUCAGUUUGGUUUUUGUUGACUUAUUUCAUCAUUCUGUACAGAUUGAUGAGGAAGGUGUCGUAGCUGCUGCAGCCACUUUGUGUAUAUUCGCUGGAUGUGCACUUAAUUCUUCCAAACCUGUGGUAGAAUUUCGUGUUGAUCAUUCAUUCUUCGUUUCGAUUAUCUGGAAUAAUACUCUACCAAUAUUUCUGGGACACGUUACGACUCCAGUGAAUGACUAGUGUGGUAUGGUAUACGAAGAAACCUUAGAGAACAAUUAUUUUUGUGCUUACUAAAUUAUAUCAAACUGCAUAUUUUGAACUUCACUAUUCCUUGACUAAUAAAUAACAAGUAAUUUUAAAAAACGGUGAUAAUUUUAUCUAUACACCAUCACAAGUGCUCUCUAUAUUUAAUCAGUGUUCUGACAAACGUAUUCUUAUAUGUAUUUCUUUAAACAUACUUUUGCAUUAUCUUCGGCUAACUGUGGAACAUAAAGUUGAAAUGCUAGUUGUCGUAGCGAAUAUGCCGUAUGAUCUUUGCUUCUAUUUGUUGGCUAAUUGUUUUGAAUUACUUAGCUGUGUCGAGGUCGUCAGGUUCUGCCUGAAUGAUUUUACAGUGGUGUUAGUUGCGACGACGGCGGCAUAGACAUUUAACUGAAGUUUGUAAUCAAGGUUAGACGCAACAUAUCAGGGAUUGAUAGUAAAUCAGUUGAUAAGAUUGUAAAUCUUAGGGGCGGCCAAAGCUUGAAGUCACUAACUUCUAGUCUUAGCCAUGUUGGUAGAUACAGACUACUUGGUUGUGUUCCGCAUGACUAUCGUAACCAAUGUUUGGAGACAGUGUGACUUGUCUCAGAACCGAUCAAAAUGGCGUAGGUGUAUACACUCUCUGCCUUCACUUAAACCUUGAGAUUACUUACUUUCUGCGAACUAAUUCCUUCUCCCCGUAACAUAUCCUUAUAUACAAUCGUUUUUUAUAUAUUACUACCAGUGAAGUAACUACUUUAUGAAUUCGGUGUUAAUUUUGUUGUGCUAAUGAAGUGUGGCAACUUGUACCGACGCAUAUAUGUGCCUGGUCUUACGUUGUAGCUGACUGACUAACAUAAUUUCAUUUCAAAACUGUAACCAUUGUCAGUUACAUCAACUAGUUGUGGAUUAUUGUAAAUGUGAGAUAGUUUGUCGUUAUUGUAAUGAUUUUGAGAUGUUAGCAAUCACAAAACUACUCUUAACAAAUCGUGACAAUCUGCUUGAUGGAGAUGUUUGUCAGGAGGUUGUUUCAAUUCAGUACAAUCUACAUAUUCAACAUACAAAAAUAUGGUUCGUUUAGAUGAAUUAUUAAUUUACCAAUGAGCAUUUCAACAUUCAUCGUCUCAUAAUAUACAUUGUACAGGGUUAAUAUUUCCUGCAGUCGCUUCCCCUCACAUCGAAACGAAAAAACUAUAGUUUUGCUUGGUAGAAUUUAUGUUUAAGAAUCUAAGUAUCAGCUAAGUUAGACAUUUGUGAUACAGCUGAUGAUGCCACAGUUAUUUGUGGUUUGACAACGUUUUAACCAGUAAUACAUUCUGUAAUUGAAUCGUGUCCACCCAGUGGAAUCAAUAGUCUGAAGCUAGGAGAUUCGAAGAUACAUUAGGUAGGUUGUCAACAUAUGGAGAAGGGACUGAUCAACACUGGCUAGCGGUUGCAGGAGAAGUUGAGCACAGCGUUCCCACUCGUGAUGUGGUGCCGGAUAUGUGACCGAGCACAUUCGACUAGGUGAGUCCAUUAAAACUAAUGUGGUCAGCAUGAAAUCUUGAAGACUUACAGAGCUAUUGAACUUGGGAAUCUAUUUACCGCUACACAGCUGUCUAAAUUAUAAAGAAUUCUUUGACCAUUGCUCGAAUACCAUGGAAAUGAGGUACAAUAUCGGUGUGCUACAGUUCUUCAAAAUCCAAUUGCUCAUUGUUAAUGUUAUGU
Molecule: messenger RNA, 5467 nt
Organism: Schistosoma haematobium
Lineage: Eukaryota; Metazoa; Platyhelminthes; Trematoda; Strigeidida; Schistosomatidae
Product: Alpha-1-antitrypsin
Exons: 3
Coding region: 881-1246 (121 amino acids)
Molecular function (GO): serine-type endopeptidase inhibitor activity
Source: RefSeq, a predicted model, not a curated record